GCCGAAGAUCUUCAAAGAGAUGGUCGCCGUGGUGUCGGCGGGCAAAGACGAAGGAACACCGCUAGCGGAGGAGCCACCACUCAAGGGCCAGCCCCGCGACCGGCGGCUGCCAGCGUUUUGGCUGACGCACCCCCAAAAGGGCUCACAACAGUCUGACGUGGAGACAAAGACUCAAGCUGCGACGAUCCGGGAAGAAAGUCGCCGGCAAAAGCGGCGGAAG
Molecule: messenger RNA, 220 nt
Organism: Symbiodinium necroappetens
Lineage: Eukaryota; Dinophyceae; Suessiales; Symbiodiniaceae
Source: the annotation of a GenBank genome assembly